AUGAAAUGCAAACAUGAAGACGACUCAUCUGAGAAUUCAGCAAAAGAAAAAGGUUUAAAGAAAGCAUACGUUAUUUUCUGGAAAUCCUCGCCUGCAAGUCCUCUGAAUCUUAUUAUCAUUAAAGAAAAAUCGCCAUGGCCGUCAUCUAUUGAAAAGACAGAUGCUCUCAAGGAAAUCACCAGCAGCGUCAAUAUGUUGUGGCUGCGUUAUCAGCCAAUAGACUCUGAAUCCUACACCUUGUAUGCCCAACCUAGUAUGUAUUUCAAAUGGCCUCACUUUCUUCAAACAAAAGUUGAGAAAAAAGCUCUUAUAACUGAAGAAGUACCGGAAACUGCCACUUCUAAAGCAUACUUCUAUUGCAAGCUCAAAUAA
Molecule: messenger RNA, 372 nt
Organism: Phycomyces blakesleeanus NRRL 1555(-)
Lineage: Eukaryota; Fungi; Mucoromycota; Mucoromycetes; Mucorales; Phycomycetaceae
Exons: 3
Coding region: 1-372 (123 amino acids)
Source: RefSeq, a predicted model, not a curated record